CGCGGCCAACCAUGAUCCGGGGCGUGGAAGCACCGAGGGUGGACCACCCGCCGCCGCCGCCCGUCAUCUUCUGCCACGACUCCCCGAAGCGGGUGUUGGUGUCAGUCAUCAGGACGACCCCGGUGAAGCCUGCGUGCGGCGGAGGGGAGCCGGAGCCGCCGCCGCCGCUCAUCCCCACCAGCCCGGGUUUCAGCGACUUCAUGGUGUACCCGUGGCGCUGGGGCGAGAACGCACACAACGUGACGCUCAGCCCGGGGGCCGCGGGCGGCGCCCCCUCCUCGGCUACCGUGCCCGGGGCCGCCGAGCACCCGGGGCUUCGCGGCCGGGGCGCGCCCCCGCCUGCCGCCUCGGGCGGGGAGGACGAGGAAGAGGCGAGCAGCCCGGACAGCGGCCACCUAAAGGAUGGAAUCCGACGUGGAAGACCCAGAGCAGACACGGUCCGGGAUUUAAUAAAUGAAGGAGAACAUUCGUCCAGCAGGAUCCGCUGUAACAUAUGCAAUAGGGUAUUUCCCAGAGAGAAAUCACUCCAGGCUCACAAAAGGACUCAUACAGGUGAGAGACCCUAUCUGUGUGACUACCCAGACUGUGGGAAAGCCUUUGUCCAGAGCGGACAGCUGAAAACACACCAGCGACUUCAUACCGGAGAGAAGCCUUUUGUUUGUUCAGAAAAUGGCUGCCUGAGCAGAUUCACCCAUGCAAACCGUCACUGUCCAAAGCACCCUUAUGCCAGGCUGAAGAGAGAGGAGCCCACGGACACCCUCAGCAAGCAUCAGGCUGCAGACAACAAGGCUGCUGCCGAGUGGCUGGCUAAGUACUGGGAAAUGAGAGAGCAGCGAACCCCCACCCUAAGAAGCAAGCUAGUUCAGAAGGCCGAUCAGGAGCAGCAAGACCCUCUGGAGUACCUUCAGUCUGACGAGGAGGAGGAUGAAAAGAGCGGUGCCCAGCGCCGGCUGCAGGAGCAGCGAGAGCGGCUGCAUGGGGCCCUGGCACUCAUUGAGCUGGCCAACCUGACUGGGGCUCCACUCCGCCAGUAGCCCACACACUGACUCUCCACUGUACAAAAGUUCUGCCCAGCGUCCUUACAAAGUAGAUCCUUGGGCAUAAGCUAAGCACCUUAUCUGCUUAUCAUAGGCUGCUAUUCUGUAGAAAUUCAUGAAGAAUGUCAUUGCCUCAGAAAAAUGGGGUGAGAGAGAAUUGCACUUUUUUAUAUGGAAAUGGAUUUGAUGUAAAGUUUAAAAUAUUUUGUAAAUAUGGACUGCAUAGUACAGGGUAGAAAACUACAUAUUGUGGGAAGCUAGAUUUUGCAAGUUUAAUGCAUUCAUUGGAAGCAGUUCUCACAGGAAGCACUUUGUGAAUAAGACACUUAUGUGAAAAAACAGAAUGGUACAAACAGCCAAAGAAGGUUGAAAGAGAAUAUUUAUAAGAUCAUUUUUAACGAUGUAUUUUAGUAUAACAAUACUGUAAACUGAAGCAUGAAAGAAAAGGAUAUAUGCAUAAGAUACAUACUUUUAAAUUGCAAAAUAGCUUUCCAGGUAAGGCUGACUAUUUGGAAAGGUGCAGUAAGUUAUGGACUUGGAAGAAAAGAUCUUGGUAAGAUAGACAAUAGUUCAGAAUUUUCAAAAUUGGAAUAAAAUCAGUCUUAUUCUAUCUUUCUGGGGCUUUAUAACUCACUGCAAUGUUUAGGUUUGAAAAAGCACUUGUCCUCCUUGGCAUGCUGACUUGGGAUCUUUUGCACACUUCACAUUGCUCAUUUGCUGAAACUGAGUGACUAAUCUUGCAAAGUCUAGGUAACAUGGUAAUUGGUGUAUAUGUGUAUAUAUGCCAAUUAUAUAUUAUGGGCCCUGUAAUGAAAUUUGGCACUUGUGUUUGUAUUAAUAAAGGGACACCUGCAGGGUUGUUUUGUAGUGAAAUGUUCUAAGUCUUUGUUAGUAAACACUAAAUUUUAAUUGUACUGCUUGUUUAGAGUUAUUAGCAAAUUGAAGCCUUCAUAUUUAUACUUUUCAGUGGAUAAUGCCACCUUCCUGCUUUUCUUCCGAAUAACAUGCCAAGCUAUUUUGUGUUCAUUAAAUUUAGCUAUCAGUUAAACACUUCAGUAAAUGUUAGCUACUCAAAUAUGUAGGCUUCUGGAAGACUUUUAACUGCAAGUGUAUUGUAUAGUGGUUCUAAACCAUGUUUUUCCAAAUAGAUGAAGUUAUUAAACACCACUUUAUGUAGUGAGGCAUGAUCAGAAAAAUUAAGAGCUGAGCAAGCAGUCCACCUCCUGUAUGUAGGCAAAGAUCUCCUCUAUCACUUUAGCUCUUGUUAUAAGUUGAACUAAAUGAUAAUAUCACAUAGCAUGGAGAGUUACAGAUUGCUUAAUUGGAGUAGACUUCAGGUAAUGGGGAAAGAUGGACUUGGAUACCUUUUUUUCCGAGUUGAGGUAGUACCCUACAAAUGUAGUUUAUACAUAAUCUAGAGUGUAGACUUGGUUAUCAGAAUCCCAAUGUGUUACAAUACACAGAUGGUUAAAAAUGUGGCCGAGGGGAAGGGGGAUUGUGUGAACGUCUUGACGAGAAGCAAAAGCGUGAAACUGAAGAUAUGAUAGUUAAAAAUAAUGUGUAUGAUGAGGACAUACGUUAAAUUGUAAUUCCUCUGUACAGUAAAUUACAAAUCUUUAGGGAUUUUUUGUAAUAAGAGAAUUUAUAUUUGUAAUGGUCUUAAGAUUUUGUUUGUAAUCUGGUAUGUAGAAAUUAAACUUGGAGCACUUGUAAGUAUGGUAAGAAAGACCACAGCAUCUGAAUGUUCUUGGUUUGGGUUCAGCAUUUUCUCUAGAGUUUUCCUCUCAGAUAAGUAGGCGUAUAUGAACUGAAGAGCAGCACUCACCAGUCUUGGGAAACUUAAAAUCAGAUAACGUUACUUAAAGGAGGGUGGUACAAAUUUUGAAAAUACAAAUAUUUGCCAGUUCACAAAUGUAAAAUUUAAGGCCUUUAAAGAGUAAGGUUUUUGUUUGUGUGUUUGUUUGUUUCUCCAGUUGGCUUUUGUCAACCAAAUAGUUAUAUUUACAAAUAUUUUCUAUUUGUGUAAUUGGAACAGUUUAAGAAAUUAUUACAACUGCUUACUAUAAAGCUCAUUUUUUAAGGGUUCUUUUUUGAUAUAAGCUAUAUACUUGGACAAAGUACAUUGGCAUCUAAAAUUUGAGGUGUGUUAAGACUGCUUUUUGUUUUAAAAAUGUGGUUUACAUUGAGAGUUUUGAAGUGUUUUAUGCUUCAUGCAGUGAGCUGGUUUGGCAGAGUCAGCAGCAUAAAGUGAACUUACUGUCAUUUAAAAAGAUGCUUUGAAUAAAAGUUUAUUUUAAUUUAAA
Messenger RNA from Jaculus jaculus (lesser Egyptian jerboa), 3340 nucleotides. RefSeq names its product zinc finger protein 367 (gene Znf367). The transcript has 5 exons. Gene Ontology annotation, biological process: homophilic cell-cell adhesion. Gene Ontology annotation, molecular function: ionotropic glutamate receptor binding. Lineage: Eukaryota; Metazoa; Chordata; Mammalia; Rodentia; Dipodidae. Gene Ontology annotation, cellular component: cell-cell junction. Bases 12 to 1034 code for a protein of 340 amino acids. The record is from RefSeq and is a predicted model, not a curated record.